Heterotrigona itama is the source of this 3060-nucleotide messenger RNA. The record is from the annotation of a GenBank genome assembly. Lineage: Eukaryota; Metazoa; Arthropoda; Insecta; Hymenoptera; Apidae.
AUGACAACCAUGAGCAACUAGUGUGUAUGUAGUAUUUAUAUACUGCAUUUAGGAUGCUCAUGAACGUAAAGUAUAUUCACUAUCGAAACAUUUUUUUAGAUGUUUAAAUAUCUUUUAAUAAUAGUUUUUAAAUGCUAUUUUUUUCGAUUUUUAUAAAGUUUUAUCUAUUUAAAAAAUAUCAGAUGUUUCAAUUCUUUAUUUAUUAAAGUUUCAUAAUCGUAAACUAUUAUUAUUGUUAAAUUAUAAGUUCAUAUUGUCUUUAAUAUAAUAAUAUAUAUAUUAAAAUAUCUAAUUGCAAUAAAUAAAUGUAGGUGAAAAACUAUAUGUUUAAUUAAAUGAUAAAUUAAAUUGAAAGGUUAAAUUAAAAUUUGGCAUAUAUCCGGUUUAGUUUAGGCGGGAAGAUUACUUCGAGAACUGCGUGUUCUGAUACACACCGAAAUAUAAGAUAUUCACGUAAAAGUAAAAUUUAAGUUAAAAUAAUUACGAAAAAUAUAAAUUUAGUACAAUGCCACCUAAAAUAUCAAAGGAUUAUACAAAAGUUAGGGGUGAGUAUUUAUGUUAUAAACUAACCAUUAAAAAUCUACAACAUAAUAAUUAAAUAGAUUUAACGUAUCGGUUAAUUUUUUUAUUGUAUUAGAACAAUUAAAAACUUUCUUGACGGAGUUCGUGGCAGUGGAUAGUGAAACUGGUGAGAAAACAUUUAAGUACAGGAAACAACUCACUAAUAUUGCUCAUCGUGAACAAGUAGAUUUAGUAAUAGAGUUAGAUGAUAUACAUGACUUUGAUGAUGAAUUAGCAAUAUCCAUUGCAAACAAUACUAGAAGAUACGUCAAUGUACUUUUGGAGCUUAUUCAAGAGAUGUUACCCGAUUUUAAAGAAAAACCUGUACCACCUAAAGAUGCUUUAGAUGUAUAUAUUGAACAUAGAUUAUUAAUGGAAAGUCGUAACAGACAUCUUGGGGAACAACGUGAUCCAAGAAAUAAAUAUGCUCCAGAACUUAUGAGACGCUUUGAAGUGUAUUUCAAGGAUUUUGAGAUAGCAAAAGUGUACUCUGUGAGAGAUAUAAAAGCUGACAAAAUAGGAAAAUUAGUUACAGUGAGAGGUAUAGUAACAAGAUGUAGUGAUGUAAUGCCUUUACUUGUUGUUGCUACAUACACAUGCGAUCAGUGUGGUGCUGAAACAUUCCAACCAGUUCAAUCUCUCAAAUAUAUGCCAUUGAGACAAUGUCCCAGUGAUGAUUGUCGUAUAAAUAAAUCUGGUGGUGUGCUAGAUAUGCAAACAAGAGGAUCAAAAUUUGUAAAAUUUCAAGAACUAAAAAUACAAGAACAUAGUGAUCAAGUUCCUGUGGGUCAUAUUCCAAGAACAUUGACAAUAUAUUGUAGAGGUGAAACAACAAGAAAAUGUUUACCUGGAGAUCACGUACUAAUUACCGGUAUUUUUUUACCUAUUAUAAAAUCUGGUUUUAGUGUUCGAGUGGGUGCAGCUCUUCUAAAUGAAACAUAUAUAGACGCACAUAGAAUUGUUUGUCUCACUAAUUCUCAAACCGCUGAUGACAGCAAUGCGCUUUUAACGGACGAAGAAUUAUCAUUGUUAGUAGAGGAUGAUUUUUAUGGUAAAUUGGCUCGUUCUAUCGCUCCAGAAAUUUAUGGGCUUGAGGAUGUUAAAAAAGCACUGUUAUUACUGCUAGUUGGUGGUACAGACAAACACAGAGAGGAUAUUAAAAUUAGAGGUAAUAUUAAUAUUUGUUUAAUGGGUGAUCCUGGAGUUGCCAAAUCUCAGUUACUUUCGUUUAUAACGAGAUUAGCUCCCCGAUCUCAAUAUACAACCGGUAGAGGAUCUUCUGGAGUAGGUUUAACUGCUUCGGUUAUGAAAGAUACUUUAACUGGUCAAAUGAUGCUCGAAGGAGGAGCUUUGGUACUAGCUGAUGAAGGAGUUUGUUGUAUUGACGAAUUUGACAAGAUGGCAGAUGCUGAUCGGACUGCUAUUCACGAGGUGAUGGAGCAACAAACUAUAUCGAUUGCCAAAGCAGGAAUUACAACUCGUUUGAACGCGAGAGUCUCAAUAUUAGCUGCGGCAAAUCCUGCUUAUGGUAGAUAUAAUCCGAAAAGAACAAUCGAACAAAAUGUUCAGUUACCUGCUGCUUUAUUAUCACGGUUUGAUUUAUUAUGGUUAAUUCAGGAUCGAGCAGAUCGUAGCAAUGAUUUAAAAAUGGCUCAACACAUAACUUAUGUUCAUCAACAUUGUAUACAACCACCGACGGAAACGCAGGCUUUGGAUAUGAACUUGAUUAGAAAGUAUAUCACUUUGUGUAAAACAAAACAGCCUGUUAUUCCAGAAGAAUUAACUGAUUAUAUCGUUGAAUCCUACGUGGAAAUGAGAAAAGCAGCUCGCAAUAGCCAGGAUAAAACUUUUACGUCUGCACGUAAUUUGUUGGCUCUAUUACGUUUGUCGACUGCACUGGCACGUUUAAGAUUAUCAAAUGUUGUCGAAAAGGCAGAUGUUGUUGAGGCAAAUAGAUUGAUAGAAAUGUCGAAGCAUUCUAUUAAUUAUUCUGAGACAUUAGCAACGAAUGUCCAGCAAAACCCGAUGAAUCGAAUUUUCCAUCUUAUUAGAGAACUGGCAAGUGAUAAAAAAACUGUUAAAGUAUCGGACAUAUUGGAACGGUGUACAAGCAAAGGAUUUAAACCCGAUCAAAUUAACGACUGUAUCGAAGAAUAUGAAGCAUUGAAUGUGUGGCAACGCGGUCUUUUCGAAGAACCAAAAAGAAAGGGGAAGCCGUCGCGUCUCGUUUCGCGGUUGAUGACUCUUCGAACGAUUGCAUCGUACCGAAUACGCGACGACGAAGACGACGAAGACGACGACGACGACGACAACGACAACGACGACGACAACGAGGACGACAACGACGACGACAACGAGGACGACAACGAGGACGAGGACAAGGACGACGACGACGACGACGACGAAGAAGAAGACGAAGAAGAAGGAGAAGGAGGAAUUAAAUCGUCUCGCUGCUCGUACCUCGGUGUCCCUUUUUCUCUCUCCUUUUCACGCUCUUGA